Brassica rapa (field mustard) is the source of this 1738-nucleotide messenger RNA. RefSeq names its product protein S-acyltransferase 11. Gene Ontology annotation, molecular function: palmitoyltransferase activity. NCBI's taxonomy places the organism in Eukaryota, Viridiplantae, Streptophyta, Magnoliopsida, Brassicales, Brassicaceae. The record is from RefSeq and is a predicted model, not a curated record.
AUAAAUGGUAGAUAAUAAAAAAAAAUAUUUAUUUUCAGUGAAUGGUGAUAUUUUUAGAAAUGUUAGAGAAUAAAAAAAUUUAUUUCCCGUGGUAAUAUUUUUUAAUAAAAUUAAGAAAUGCAUUAUUUUUCACCGUUACCUAAUCAACAUUCAUACCCUAAAUAUAUGCUGAAAAAAAAGAAGUAAAUAUCAUUAUUCGCUGCUGUGUUGAGACUUGAGAGUUGAGACUUAUCUCUUCGCCCUUACUUCCGAUCAAAAACUCCGGUGUGUCUACUACCGGAACCGGAGAUUGUUCUUCGGAGUUAGGGCAAAAAUAGAGAGAGAAGAAAUUCUGAUGAAGAUGGUUAACCCUUAAGUACUAGUCAAGCAAUCUGAUAGUAACCUAAUUGGAUCUUUGUGUAAAGGUCGUAGCUUUAAGGGGAGCUGAUAGUUGUGUUACUGCGAAUCAACAACGUUGAACCUCCCCCCAAUAUUGGAGCUGAAGAAGUCAUGGAAGAGUCUUCCCAGGGGAGUUUUGUUACAACCAUAAACGAAGAUUAUGAAUCAAUCUGCUGGGGCUGUGGACUGAACCUUGUUCUUCCAUCAUACGCACCUGUUUUCAAGUGUGGCUGGUGUGGUGCAAUCACGAAUCAUAAUCCUGUCAGACCUGAAACCAGAAGCUUUGGGCUGAGACGUAUCCGCGACCGAUGUUUCGUCGUGAUUCUUGCUGUUUUCAUGCUCUUUGUCAUAUGUGGUGGGAUUUGGGCAGCUUAUCCGGUCGUGUUUUCGAUCAGCUUGGCUUGCGGGAUUCUCCAUUCUGUUACAGCAGUGUCUCUGGCGAUAUCAACGUUAACAACAUUCAUGAUUGUUGCUUUUAAAUGCGCGGGGAAACCAAUUGAUAUUGUUUAUGGAACCCACCCUGGUGUAGGGAACGGCGCACUCAACAACUAUACCUUUUGUCACACCUGCUCCAAACCAAAGUCACCUAGAACCCAUCACUGUCGCACGUGUGGCAUGUGCGUCCUCGACAUGGAUCAUCAUUGCCCCUUUAUUGGUAACUGUGUUGGUGCGGGCAAUCACAAAAACUUCGUCGCCUUCCUUAUCUCGGCCAUUAUAAGCACAAUCUACGCUUCUGUUAUGUGUGUGUAUUCCCUGAUUCAUAUCUUGCCAUCCCUAGAAAAUGGAGCAGCGUAUGCAUCGUCACAUGCUAGUAAUAGUGUAUCGAUUCUGAGAGGAGUGAAGAGUAUCGUGCUUGCUUACUUAUCCAACGCUGUCUUCAUCUCUGUACGAGGCCUUGUUCUAUUAUACCUCUUUGUGGCGAGUGUCUCCGUGGCCAUUGGUUUAAGUGUUUUGCUAUGGCAGCAGCUUAGCUAUAUCUAUGAAGGAAAGACUUACUUGAACCAUUUGAGUUCUCAAGGAAGCGAGGAAGAUGGUGAAAAGAGCUUUGGGAAUCUUUUGACGUUUUUUGGAUGUCCACUUUUGAUUGAGAGGCACUUGCCAACUAUAAGGAACUUGAGGAAGAGACAUAAGACAUGAGAAGAAUGGUGAGUCAAUAUUCUCUGUUAUGUUUCCUCCUGCAACAUCUGGAGCUUGUUUUGGGUCAUUCAGAAUCAUUAAUCAUAGUUGGAGCUAACUGGUUAUGAAGAUGAGCAAAGCUUGUAUCUUGUUUGUGAAAACUAAUAUUCAUAGAAUAUAGUAAAUUUUGUUUCCAUACCGUAAAGCUCAAAGCUUCUGGCUAUCUUAAACGCACUUGGCCAUA